AUGGCUUUCAAUAAGAAAUAUGCGGGGCUUCCGGAUCUGGACCUCGCGCCCGAUAUCUACGAGACCCCCGAUCUGACCGAUGAAGCGUCCACUGUACCGUCCGCACCAAUUCCAACGCAGACGAUGAUGCUGGCUCCAACCCCGAUAUUGACCGCCAAGGCAUCAAUGCGGAUGAGGCGCGCGCUCACUUCCUCGGGGCUACCGUUGAUGCGCGCGAGGUCAAUUUCUCCGACAGUAUCGCUACGAAACGGAAAGCAUAUAGGAGCAAGAGUCGCAGACGCCGAAGAGAUGAGAAUGGCUUGGAAGAAGUAG
Aspergillus oryzae RIB40 is the source of this 312-nucleotide messenger RNA. RefSeq lists its product as uncharacterized. The record is from RefSeq and is a predicted model, not a curated record. The coding region runs from base 1 to 312 and encodes 103 amino acids. The transcript is spliced from 3 exons. Lineage: Eukaryota; Fungi; Ascomycota; Eurotiomycetes; Eurotiales; Aspergillaceae.